Molecule: messenger RNA, 1918 nt
Organism: Rhodotorula graminis WP1
Lineage: Eukaryota; Fungi; Basidiomycota; Microbotryomycetes; Sporidiobolales; Sporidiobolaceae
Product: glycoside hydrolase family 23 protein
Exons: 7
Coding region: 1-1806 (601 amino acids)
Source: RefSeq, a predicted model, not a curated record
AUGCACUUGGCCACUCUCGUCACCCUCGCCGCGACCGCCUCGACGCUCGCGACCGCCCGCCUCGACCGCGCGUCGCACUCGAACCGCGGCCGCUCGCACCCGUCGACGCUCGGCAAGCGCGCCCCGGCACCCGAGUCGUUCCGCUACUUUGCCACCGACGGCGGCAGCACGUUCGACUCGCACGACGGCGUCGUCGCCCUCCGCAAGCGCGGGGACGAGGCCCGUCACCUCGCCCGCGCCGACCUCGCCCGCCGUGCGAGGACGGCCGCCAAGCUCGGUCGCCGCGCCGACCAGACGGUCCACCAGUCGACGGCCAUCUACCUGAGCGAGACCGGCUGGCAGUCGGUGUGCGGCGAGGUCAUCACCGACGAAGCGCUCAUCGUCCUCCUCCCGCUGUCGCUCUACCCGGACGCCGGCGUCGCCUCGUCGCUGUGCGGCCAGUCCGUCACCGUCACGGCCAAGUCGACGGGCAAGACCAUCACGGCGACCGUCUACGGCGGCUCGGACCGCGACGACUACACGACCUUCUCGCAGGCGGCGUACCUCGCCCUCGGCGGCGACCUGGACGCGGGCGUCCUCGACGUCGAGUUCUCGCUCGGCGCCUCGUCGGCCGAGGUCAAGACGGACGAGCCGGCCGCGAAGCCUGUCGCCGAGCCGGCCGUCGCCGCACCUGUCGCUGCUGUCGCUGUCGCCGAGGUCGAGACGAGCGAGCCCAAGGCCGAGGCCAAGGUCGAGCACAAGACCGAGAAGAAGAAGGGCUCGAGCAAGAACAAGGCGGCCAAGGCGGCCGCAAACAAGGCCGCCGAGAAGAAGGCCGCCGCCGACAAGGCCGCCUCUGCCGCCGCCGCCGUCGCCAAGGAGCAGGCCUCCGCCGCCGACAAGCAGGCGGCCGCCGACAAGCAGGCCGCUGCCGACAAGGCGGCCGCCGACAAGAUCUGGGCCGACCGCGAGGCGGCCAAGGCGGCCAAGCAGGCGGAGGAGGAGGAGAAGCAGAGGAAGGCGGACGAGGAGGCCAAAUGGGCCGCCGACGAGGCGGCCAAGAAGGCCAAGGAGGACCAGAAGCAGCAGCAGGAGAAGAAGGUCGCCGACACGUCGUCGGGCAACAAGCUCGCCGCCGUCGCCGACACGAGCAGCAAGGGCAAGAGCCUCAUCGGCUACCACUCGUCCAACUGCGGCUCGUCGGGCGCCACCGACGAGGAGCCCAACGGCUCGCUCGACUGGCUCAACUGCGGCAUCUCCAAGUCGAACCCGUCGUCCGGCUGGACCCCUCCUGCCGGCGUCACGCUCGACCGCAUCACGACCGUCAGCUUUGAGCACGCCCUCGCCACCAACUCGGUGUGGGAGCCCUGCCGCAAGUGGACCGACCUGUUCGACACGGUCGCCGCCGAGACGGGCCUCCCGGCCAUCCUGCUCGCCUCGUUCGCCCUCCAGGAGUCGACCUGCAACCCGUCGGUCGUCGGCGGUGGCGGCGAGGCCGGCAUGUUCCAGAUCACCCACGACAAGUGCGGCGGCCGCAGCACGUCCGACUGCGCCGAGCCGUGGUACAACGCUCGCACUGCCGCCAAGUACUUCAAGGGCGAGCUCGACAACAGCGGCGGUCAGUUCCUCAAGGCUCUCGGCGCGUACAACGGCUGGUACGAGAACCUGAGCUACUCGGGCGCGACGGCCGCUCAGUGGAGCGGGUGCUGCCUGUGCCAGAACAACUUGGACUACCUCUACCAGAUGACGAACGGGUGGCUCAUGGGCCGCACCGGGUACGAGAUGGGCUCGUACCACAACCUCAAGGUCUGCGGACACCAGGACUAGACGUCGUCCCCCGUCGUCGUCCCUCUCUCCUCGGCGCCUUCCCUCCCUCCCUCCCUCCUCCUACCUUCAGAUACCCGCCUCCUUCUUGUCGUCAGUGCUGUGCACGGCGACC